This is a messenger RNA of Cajanus cajan (pigeon pea), 1932 nucleotides long. NCBI's taxonomy places the organism in Eukaryota, Viridiplantae, Streptophyta, Magnoliopsida, Fabales, Fabaceae. The record is from RefSeq and is a predicted model, not a curated record.
AGGGACCACACAGCAUACCACAACCACUAAUAUUAAUGCCUUACUUGCAUCUCAGUACCCUUGUACCUCCUUCCUUUCUCCUUCUUCCUAUAUCAUAUCCACUCACUCAACUUUACGGCAAACAGGUUCUCCUUGGCCUUUUCUUCACCUUUCAUCUUUUUAUGUGAUAAUAUAAUAUCUAUGUUGUUUUCUUUCCAAUUCAUGAUCAUGGUUUCUGCUGGUGCUGGACCUCAUAUGUAUGCCUAUGCCUUGCCCUUUUUGUGAUCCAUAGGCAACAAGGCUCAAGGCUCAAGGCUCAAGGAACUAGUAUAGUUUCUCUCAUGGGGGUUUGUUUGAGCUCCCAAAAUAAAGCUGGCCGCUUAUGUAACACUGAGUUAAAUUCAAAGCAUGUGAGUGCCGAUGCAAAAGAUCCUAGCAGUUCAAGAAGUGAAGUUACAAAUGAUCUCAGCAGCACAAUUGAUAAGGUCUCAGAGGUUACAGUGCCUCAGACUCCCCAGAGUGAGGGUGAGAUCUUGCAGCCAUCCAAUCUGAAGAACUUUAGUUUGACAGAACUUACAGCUGCCACAAGAAAUUUCCGUACAGACAGUGUGUUAGGAGAAGGUAGUUUUGGAUCAGUUUUUAAGGGCUGGAUUAAUGAUCAAUCACUGUCUGCUGCCAAACCUGGCACGGGGAUUGUUGUUGCUGUGAAAAGAAUUGAUAAGGAUAGCUUCCAAGGUCAACAGGAUUGGUUGGCAAGGCAUGGUAUGACUCAUGAAGCUAGUCUCGAGGCUGAAGUUAACUAUCUAGGACAGCUUUCUCAUCCCCAUCUAGUGAAAUUAAUUGGGUAUUGCUUUGAAGAUAAAAGCCGUCUUCUGGUGUAUGAAUUUAUGCCUCGUGGUAGCUUGGAGAAUCACUUGUUCAUGAGAGGCUCAUAUUUUCAACCUCUUUCUUGGGGCCUCCGUUUGAAAGUGGCACUUGGAGCUGCCAAAGGGCUUGCAUUUCUUCACAGUGCCGAAACAAAAGUGAUAUACCGAGAUUUCAAGACUUCAAAUGUCUUGCUGGAUUCAAAUUAUAAUGCAAAGCUUGCUGAUUUGGAGCUGGCAAAGGAUGGGCCAACACGUGACAAAAGUCAUGUCUCCACCAGGGUAAUGGGAACCUAUGGAUAUGCAGCUCCUGAAUAUCUAGCCACAGGCCAUCUGAGUGCUAAGAGUGAUGUCUUCAGUUUUGGAGUUGUGCUGCUGGAAAUGUUAUCAGGAAGGAGAGCUGUGGACAAGAACAGACCAUCAGGACAGCAAAAUUUGGUGGAAUGGGCAAAGCCAUACCUAGCCAACAAGAGAAAGCUUUUGCGUGUGUUGGAUAAUCGUCUUGAAGGCCAAUAUGCAUUAGAUGAGGCCUAUAAGGUAGCCACACUCUCUCUGCGAUGUCUUGCAACAGAAUCCAAGUUGAGACCAAACAUGGACGAGGUUGUCACAGAUUUGGAGCAGCUUCAGCUUCCCCAUGUAAACCAAAAUCGUUCUGUGAAUGCCUCUUGUGGUCGUAGAAAAAGUGCUGAUGAUUUCACCCAAGGUAGAACCGCCAAAGUUUCAGUUUCCCCACUCUCACAUGACAUUGCAAAUACACGUGUUUGAAGGCUAGGUGUUUACACAUGUUACGUAAUAGAUUUUACUACAAAUCUUAGUAUUGCAUGUAUAUAUUCAGGCUCUGUUUGUAGUAGUCAAAAUAGAUGGAACUGCUAGUGCUUUCUUAUGUGGCUCUGGUUAGCUCAAUUUUGUUUUUAAUGUUGGUGUAAAGUUUUCCUACUCUAUUUUGUUACACUUGCAUUGAGCAGCUUUCACAUAGAACUUGUAAUAAAACUUGUAACGAAACUUAUAUAGGUGAUUUCUUUCUUGUAAAUAUAGGCAUAAUUUUGGACAAAGCGAAAACAAUGAUAGUUUGAGAUAUGAAUUUAUAUCC